UUGUCGUACUUGUUGUUUAAUUCUAUUGCAUAACCGACAUACGCUCUCUGCUGCAAUGAAGCUUUAUAGCUUUUAUUACGUGCUAAAUUUGCUUUGUAUUUUCAUAGUAGUUUCCCAAGCUUUACCCACAAGUUUGUUAGAAAAUACAAAAUCAUUAAAUGUACAUAAUAAUAAAGUUAAAAGAACGCCAGGAGGUAGUCUUCUUGAUGGUAAACAAUUACGAAAUGCACAUCUCGAAGAAUCAAACAUCGAUUCAACAUAUUUUAAUAAACCAUCAGCUAAAAAACGAGGUGGAAUGUCGACACAAAAUUUUGGAGAUUUAGAACUGCCAACAUGGGAACCAGAAAGUCAAUCAAGUGAUUUAUAUUCAAAUUUGGAUGGUCCAACAUCACAAUUGGAUGAGAAAACAUUAAGCGAUUAUGAAAAAGGAUUUCAGUAUGGGACAAAUAAAGACAAAUUAGAUGAACAAAUGGAAAAUGCCAUUCUAAAAUCGGAAUUGUAUGGUGAACCAACAUCUUUGAAUCAAUAUCGAUAUUAUGGGCAACAAGAUGCUCGACGUAAACGGAAUUCAAUUCCACUUGCGAAUUUAAAACAAUUAAAUAAUCGUUUUAAACGUGAAAUCAUUGGUAAUCCAGAAGAUGACCUGUUCGAUUUAAUAUCAUUAUGGGAAGCUCAACGUAAAUAUAAUAGUCAUAAACCAAAUUGGCAACAGAAAGCUUCAUACAAUCCACAAGAUUUUGGUGAAAAUGAAGAUGAAUUCGUAGAUGAUGGUAGUAGUGAUAUUGAAGAAUCCGAUGAGAAUUGGUUAGAAACUCCUGUGUAUCCAAAUUCACAUCAAAUUGGACAUUACACAUAUCCACCCCAAAGGAUAUUCAACACAUAUUAUGAUACCAAAGACUUUACUAAUCAACCUGCUACCCCAAAUUAUAUUAAGCGCCAAUGGAAUUAUGGCUAUGGCGGAAACGAUCGUGCCAAACGAUUUAUGGUAUCACGUAAACGAUCAGAUCCAACUCGUGAAUUAAGAUAUUUUACAAAUGGCGGUGCACAUAAUCGUGACGAUAAUAUCUACACUUUAGCACAGUUAUUGAGUGGCUCGCAACGAGAACCUAAUGUACCGUUGUAUCAUCGAGCUGUCUUGUAAAAACCAUCUUUUUAGAUAAAUUUAAAUAUUAUACUGUUAUCAACUUAUUUCAUUUUCUUGAUUAUUUUUAUUAAAUUCGUUAUAAAUUAUUUAGGCUCAAACUAAAUUUAUUAAAAAAAAAAAACAAGUUAACUUUUGUACGUAGAUUUAAAAAGAAGAUUUAACAAAAAUAAUAUUAAAUUCGUCUAUUGUAGUUAAGAAUUUUAUUAUUGUCAAUUUUUAAAUUUCAACUGAUUGUAUGCAAUUAAGUCUUUGUAAAUUAAGAAACUUACGGAGUUAAACUGAAAAUCGACCGCCUUGAUAACGAAAGGUCAUAUAUGGACUAAAAAUCUGACAGUGAACGCGUGCACACUGUUCCAGAACUGUUGAACUGACACUGACAGUAAUAUCGGAACCAUAGAGGUAAUAUAAUAUAGAGGCGUAAAAGCAUAGGAAACGCAAUAAGUGACUUAUUCAUUGAAAUCUGAAGCAAUUCAUUAGAAUAAUGUUUUUUGGAUGUGUUUGUUCGUCCAAACAAUAUUUUCAAAAUAUUAAUAAACCUAAUCUAAAAUAUCACAAAGCCAAAAUAAAUUGACACAUUAUUGACAAACACAUCUAGAAACAAAGACAGCUGCUAUACGCGAACUUUUUUUUAGGUCUCUCUCAAUAACGAUCAACCGUUUGGAUGGAAACUUUACGGUUUAUGUUAUUACUUCUAUGAUCGGAACACAUUCAUAGUAUAAAGAGUGUUUACCAUAGACUUAUAAAAGAUAUUGAAUGUA
This is a messenger RNA of Chrysoperla carnea, 1902 nucleotides long. RefSeq lists its product as uncharacterized. The transcript is spliced from 4 exons. Lineage: Eukaryota; Metazoa; Arthropoda; Insecta; Neuroptera; Chrysopidae. The record is from RefSeq and is a predicted model, not a curated record. The coding region runs from base 56 to 1141 and encodes 361 amino acids.